This is a messenger RNA of Staurois parvus, 282 nucleotides long. Lineage: Eukaryota; Metazoa; Chordata; Amphibia; Anura; Ranidae. The record is from the annotation of a GenBank genome assembly.
UGGGAGACCAGAUAUGGUGAAUGCAGGGUCCUGGGAGACCGGAUAUAGUGAAUGCAGGGUCCGGGGAGACCAGAUAUAGUGAAUGCAGGGUCCUGGGAGACCAGAUAUAGUGAAUGCAGGGGUCCUGGGAGACCAGAUAUAGUGAAUGCAGGGUCCUGGGAGACCAGAUUUAGUGAAUGCAGAGUCCGGGGAGACCAGAUGUGGUGAAUGCAGGGUCCGGGGAGACCAGAUAUGGUGAAUGCAGAGUUCUGGGAGACCAGAUAUAGUGAAUGCAGGGUCCGG